Molecule: messenger RNA, 6413 nt
Organism: Scleropages formosus (Asian bonytongue)
Lineage: Eukaryota; Metazoa; Chordata; Actinopteri; Osteoglossiformes; Osteoglossidae
Gene: mapk8ip3
Product: mitogen-activated protein kinase 8 interacting protein 3
Exons: 34
Coding region: 834-4868 (1344 amino acids)
Biological process (GO): vesicle-mediated transport
Cellular component (GO): cytoplasm
Molecular function (GO): JUN kinase binding; MAP kinase scaffold activity; signaling receptor complex adaptor activity
Source: RefSeq, a predicted model, not a curated record
UUUGUCUGCUCUCUGUCCGUGUCUUUCUGAUAUCGUACCAGGACGACUGCGCUGCCUUUCGUUCUGCAGCUGCACAGCAGCUGCGACGGCUCCGGCUGCCCACUGCAGACAACGUGACGUCACCCGCCCCACCGGUCAGCUGGCGGCUCGCGCCCUACGCCGGGAGGGUCCAGAACAGUCCGCGAUACGACGCGACCCGGCGAAGCGCUAGGGAAAGAAAGAAAGGAAAAAAAAAAAACUGGACAAAAAUGGUGUAGUGGGAGGGAGUUUUGUCGGAAGGAGGAGUUUGGCUCCGCCUUGGCGUUUCAGAAUUUAUAUCGAAUUUUUUUCCCUCGUCAUCCUCCUCCCUGCGCUGCGCUCGUCGGUUUUGUGGCUGCAGCAGGUGCAGCGGCGAGGAUUUUAUUUUGUAUUAAUAUUGAUGUCCGUGUUUCGGGAAUAUGGGCCGGACUGAAGCUAGUGGAUUCCGUCGUGACGAGGAUGCCGGGUGCGAGUGAGGCGCGGUUUAAAGAGAAGAGAAAUAACGAGGCGAUAUGAAAGGAUGCGGGACGAAGCGCGGGCGCUCGCGCUGACUGAGGGAGCGGCGACGACGAGACGAAGCGCGCGCGUCACCUGGGGGCUCCGCAAUGGAGGCGCCCGUCUUCUCUUAAAAUACUGAGCAGGACGACGAGUGCUGGGACAUUUUAGCACAAAAAGCGGCACAGCGCAGCGGGAGCCCGAGCGACGCCGCCCGCCCGGGAUACAAGAAGAGCAGACGCGACGCGGCGGGCCGCUGUUUUGUUAGGACUGGGGUUUUUUUUUCCGCUGCUGUCACUGACGCGCGAGUGGCCGCCACGAUGAUGGAGCUGCCGCUCGACGAGGUGGUCUACCAGGACGACUACGGCUCCGUGUCCGUGAUGUCGGAGCGCGUGUCCGGCCUGGCCAACAGCAUCUACCGCGAGUUCGAGCGCCUCAUCCACAGCUACGACGAGGAGGUGGUGAAAGAGCUCAUGCCGCUCGUGGUGAACGUGCUCGAGAACCUGGACUCGGUGCUCACGGAGAACCAGGAGCACGAGGUGGAGCUCGAGCUGCUCAAGGAGGACAACGAGCAGCUCAUCACGCAGUACGAGCGCGAGAAGGCGCUGCGCAAGCAGGCGGAGGAGAAAUUUAUCGAGUUUGAGGAUGCCUUGGAGGCAGAAAAGAAGGAGCUGCAGAAGCAGGUGGAGAGCUUGGAGCUGCAGGCGAAGCAACUGGAACUCAAGACCAAAAACUAUGCUGACCAGAUAUCCCGCCUCGAGGAGCGGGAAUCAGACAUGAAGAAGGAGUACAACGCUCUUCACCAGAGACACACUGAGAUGAUCCAGACAUAUGUGGAACACAUUGAACGAUCCAAGAUGCAGCAGGUCGGGUCCAGCCAAUCAGAGCCCAGUGGCUGUGGACGGAAUCAGCGUCAGGCAUGGAGGAAAAGUAAGACGGAGCGGCCACCAUCGCUCAGCCUGUUCCCCACCACAGAGGGGAUGGUACGUGGGUGUCAGGGGGGGGCUAGGAUGACGCCGGGGUCUGACAUCUGGCAGGUCGGCAAGCUCAGCCAGUCCCGCUGCACCUCCACCUAUAAGGAUGAUGAGUCUGAAUCCGGCCAGUCCUCGGUAGCUGCCACUCCCAGCAGUAUAGGCACCAAGUCAAACACGCCUACCUCUUCUGUGCCCUCCGCCUCUGUCACACCACUCAACGAGGCCUUGUCCGGCUUUGACAUGGCGCACGCUAACAACAGGAGGAGGAGUGCCAAACGCCUCAGCAGAAACAUGGAGGUUCAGGUCUCUCAGGAGACCAGGAAUGUCAGCAUCGGAAUGGGCAGCAGUGACGAAUGGUCCGAGUUCCAAGAGAUCAUUGACUCCACUCCGGAGCUGGACAUGUGCAUGGACCCACGGAUUUAUGGGGGAGGAAACAGCCCCUCGCAGGGCAUUGUCAACGAGGCAUUCGGCAUCAACACGGAUUCUCUGUACCAUGAGAUCAAAGAUGCCAAGUCAGAUAUCAUAGGGGAUGUGGAUGCAGGGGCGGAGCUUCUCGGGGAGUUCUCAGUGCGAGAUAACUUUUUCGGGAUGGGGAAAGAAGUGGAGAACCUCCUGACAGAGAACAAGCAACUCCUGGAGACCAAGAAUGCCUUGAACAUUGUGAAAAAUGACCUGAUUGCCAAAGUAGAUGAGCUGUCUGGUGAACAUGAGGUUCUCAGGGAGGAGUUAGAGGCUGUCAAGCAGUCUAAGGUCAAGGCGGACACUAGAGUCAAGGAACUGGAGGAGGAACUAAAGAGAUUAAAAGCAGAGGCCUUGGGGGUAGCACAAGACAUGAAGGAGGACGGAGCAGAAGAUUACUCGUCUCCUCUCCAAGAUGAUGUGUCUAUGGCCCAGCGAAGGCGCUUCACCCGGGUGGAGAUGGCAAGGGUGCUCAUGGAGCGCAACCAGUACAAGGAGCGGCUGAUGGAGCUGCAAGAGGCCGUACGGUGGACAGAGAUGAUCAGGGCCUCCAGGGAAAAUCCUCAAAUACAGGAGAAGAAGAAAUCCACGAUUUGGCAGUUCUUUGCUCGACUCUUCAGUGCGUCCUCCAGCCCCCCGCCCCCCAAGAGACCUUAUACCAGCGUCAACAUCCACUACAAGUCACCCACACCAGCUGGCUUCUCCCAGCGCCGCAGCCACACCUUGGGUCAGAUCUCCACGUCGAACCGCACGCUAGAAUUCUUCCCCGAGGAUGACAGUGCGCUGUCUGCGCGCCGUGAGCAGCGCCGUGAGCAGUACCGCCAGGUCCGAGAGCACAUGCGCAGGGAGGACGGACUCCGCCAAGCCUGUGGGUGGAGCGUGCCACCGCGUUUUAAACAGACAAACCCUCUGCAGGAUCGCUCGCAAGACGGGCCACUGAAGAAGCACCAGCUUAGUCCCAAUGACAAGGAGGACAACCGUAUAAAGAAUGUUCCGGUGCCAGUGUACUGUCGCCCCCUUGUGGAGAAGGAUCCUACCAGGAAGCUGUGGUGUGCAGCUGGGGUGGAUUUGACUGGCUGGAAAGGGGAUAAACGGGACAGCCCAUCCAAUGGAGCGCUGAAAACUUCAUCAAAUGACACAGACCCCCUAACAGCAGACAGCAGCAGAGAGGAGAUCAAGAGCAGCCAUAGUUCUCCGGAGAAGAAAAAGGAGCUCCGCGAGACCGAUUCCAUGAACAGUCGAGUUUGGAUACUCACCAGUACGCACUCCGCCAGCAGCGUGGUCAUCAUUGACGCCAACCAGCCCGGCUCCCUUGUCGACCAGUUCAACGUAUGCAACGCACACGUGCUCUGUAUUGCCAGCGUACCAGCGGCCAGCGAGAGCGACUACCCGGCGGGGGAAAUAUUCCUGGAGCAGGGUGAGGGCUGCUCGGACGAGACGAGGGGUGUGGAGGGCAUGCUGGCUGGCAUCACGUUGGUGGGCUGUGCCACAAACUGCAGCGUGGUCCGAAGCAACUGCUCGUCGCGCACAGACACACCCGUGCUGGACAGAGGCCAGGGCCAUGUGGCUCCAGUGCUCAAUGGGAAGGUGAACCCAUCCCAGUCUGCAGAGGAAGCCACGGAGGCCACGGAGGUACCUGAGUCCACGGUCACCGAAGCAGAGGGAGCACCUGGCCCCCCAGGCCCUUUCACCGAGCAUGUCUUUACUGACCCCCAGCCCCCGGCAGCAGAACCCCCCAUCAGCAGGGAUACUUCACAGUUUAAGGAGCAGACGAAUGCCACAAACCAUGAGACAGGAGAAGGGGCAGAAGAACCGAAAGCCAGCACCAGCGCUGCCCCCACUAUGUGGCUUGGAGCUCAGAAUGGCUGGCUUUAUGUCCACUCUGCAGUGUCCAACUGGAAGAAAUGUUUGCAUUCGAUCAAACUGAAAGACUCGGUCCUCAGUCUGGUGCAUGUUAAAGGCAGACUGUUAGUGGCCCUUGCGGAUGGGACCCUUGCCAUCUUCCACAGAUCUGAAGAUGGUCAGUGGGACCUGACUAACUACCACCUGCUGGACUUGGGACGGCCCCACCACUCUAUCCGCUGCAUGGCUGUGGUGCAUGACAAGGUGUGGUGUGGUUACAAGAACAAGGUGCAUGUCAUUCAGCCCAGGACCAUGCAGAUUGAGAAAUCAUUUGAUGUGCACCCGCGCAAGGAGAGCCAGGUACGCCAGCUGGCAUGGGUGGGCGACGGUGUAUGGGUGUCCAUCCGGCUGGACUCCACCCUUCGGCUGUACCAUGCGCUCACUCACCAGCACCUGCAGGACGUCGACAUAGAGCCCUACGUCAGCAAGAUGCUCGGUACCGGAAAGCUGGGCUUCUCCUUUGUGCGAAUCACGGCGCUGCUCAUCGCAGGGAACCGUCUAUGGGUGGGGACGGGGAAUGGAGUGGUCAUCUCUAUUCCACUUACGGAGACUGUAGUCCUUCAUCGGGGACAACUUCUGGGUUUGAGGGCCAACAAGGUUUCCCCCACCUCCUCUGGAGGGGUCAUCCAUGUGUACGCAGACGAGAACUCGGAGAAAAGCAGCGGCAGCUUCAUCCCCUACUGUUCCAUGGCCCAGGCACAGCUCUGCUUCCACGGACACCGGGAUGCAGUCAAAUUCUUUGUCUCUGUGCCGGGCAAUGUCCUGGCCACCCUGAAUGGCAGUGUGCUGGAUAGUCCUUCUGAGAAUCCUGGAUCCACAGCACCCACAGAGGCAGGGGACAAGACAGUUCAGAACGUGUUGGUGCUGAGCGGCGGGGAGGGAUAUAUCGAUUUCCGCAUCGGGGAUGGGGAGGACGAUGAGACGGAGGGCACCGAAGAUGCGUCGCAGGUGAAGCCGGUGCUGGCCAAGGCCGAGAGGAGCCACAUCAUCGUGUGGCAGGUGUCUUACGUCCCCGAGUGACGCUGAAGUUGCCAUGCAGAUGUGUAUUUCCUUGUAUCUAUCCCAGUCUUCCCAGGCACGCCCCCCCCAUCCCCCAAGUGUUCGACCAAAAGAUCCCACCCCACAGCAAAAAGGUGUAAAAAGAGCCCUGCUGCACCUGAUUAGAGCGUUUGUCCCCAAACUGCCCUUCUUUCUUUCUACCACCGUAACUGUAUGGAACUACUGCUUACCCUACCAAUACCCUACUGCUGUACCCUUACUCUUUCUCACAGUUUACUUAUGGCCACAUGGGGCAGGUCUGCCACACAUUGACCUAUCUCGAGUCCCCGAAUUCCUGAUAAACACCCAAACAGCAGUCAGAAGUGAUCAAAUCUCAGCUGUCUGCAUUAUGGUUCUUGGCAGUAACCGUUUCUGAGGUGGGAAAAGGCAUUGUGGUUGAGAUGCAAACAGUGUCCCUGGAGACGCCAUUGUAGAAACCUGAAAUAUAAAGAGUGAUGAGGUUUGUUGCUGCCUUACAUUGUAAAAGGAAUGAAAGGGAAUAAGUAAUUCAGUAAGAAGGACAAAGUAAGUGGACGCAUGGGUUAGAGGUUAUGUAAUUAAAAGGGCUUAUUUGAAGGGAACCUUUCGAAAACUCACACACAUAAAAAAACUGAAAUUAGCCUCAAAAUAUUACUUAAACUGUGAAUAAGAAUGAUGUAGAGAUGCUUUGAAAGUGCAUGCUGUAAGAUAUAAUCCAGACUUCAGGGUUUCUUAAAUGAAGCAAUUCCUACAGGGUCAUUUCAUUUUAAUGUCAUACAUCUUUUAGGGCGUGACUCUUAAAGUCUGCAUUGUGAAUUCCUGCAUUACAUCACUAAAUCCAUGUAGUUUCCACAUCAAGAAGCAAAAAAAGUUGUAUAUUUGAAAUGAUAAGGACUGGUUUUAUGGUGUAAAUAUUCAAAUGUGAUUUUAUUUAAAUAAAAACAUGAGGGAGAACCUGGUUUUUGACAAACAGUAAAACAAUGUGUAGUUUUUUUAAAAUUAUGCUGAAAAUAAUACAUAAAAUGUACUGUACCAUUUUUAAAAAAGGUAAAUAGUUCUAGGGACCCCUAUCUUCCUGCUUUUGCAGGAUUCUUCUGCGCUAAGUGACAACGAGGUAAAGAUGAGGGAGAGGUCCAGCUGCCAAUGACUUGAGGAUCAGUCAGGUACACUCAGUAACAGCAGGAGAGUGCAGAACAGAUGCCAAGUCCAGGAGGAAUGACCCACGUUCAUGAUUGAUCAUACUGACAAGGUAGGCAGGAAGACAGGCUGCACAUGCAAAAUGAUGGUACCAAAUGCCAGUUUCCUGUCAGUUACAGCAACAAUACUGGUCAACGUGCUACUUUCCCCUUGUGGCCAUCAGUAAGCUGUGCAUGAUGGCCCCACAGAUCCCUCCAGACUGAAUGUCUUCAUAAUGUAAACUUCUCUAAGUGAAGCAGCAGUUGCCACCUCUCCUCUCCCACCAAGUUCUCCUAAUGAUCUGCAUCCCUGUGUAUUUAACUCAUCAAAAGCCUCUGUAUCUGUAUGUAUUAAACAUAUUCAGGCUAAGGA